Molecule: messenger RNA, 1386 nt
Organism: Ilex paraguariensis (yerba mate)
Lineage: Eukaryota; Viridiplantae; Streptophyta; Magnoliopsida; Aquifoliales; Aquifoliaceae
Source: the annotation of a GenBank genome assembly
AUGAAGUCAAUGAUCCCUGCUAGUUUGGGCAAUGCACUGGUCAAAAGUUUAAGUGUGUCAUGGUUGGCUGAGAAAUUAACAGUUGGCCCUUAUGUUGGACUUGCCACCAUUGCGGGGUUCAUAUGGUGGUUCGUUUACUCCGACAGUGGACCUAAACUACCAUACAGUGAAUUGAUGAAUUUCGAUAGUUGUUCAGCAAGGGAGACGACUUAUUCUUGCAGUGUCUUUAAUGAUCGGCAUCCAUCAACUGUGUCAAUGACAGUGCUUGUCGUUGUCGAGAUGUUCAAUGCAUUAAAUAAUUUGAGUGAAAAUCAGUCUCUUCUUGUUGUUCCUCCCUGGAGUAAUAUGUGGCUUGUUGCUUCGAUCAUCCUGACUAUGCUCCUUCACAUAAUGAUUUUGUAUGUGCAGCCAUUGUCUAUUCUUUUCUCUGUGACACCAUUAAGUUGGGCCGAGUGGACUGUUGUCUUGUAUCUUUCAUUUCCUGUAAGUGGCUUGAUUAUCAAUGCUUGUCUGAAGAUUAUCCCAUCAUUUUGGGAAUUAGCUUAAAAGUUUCUGUACUUACCACCCAUUAGUUUAGCACAUAUUUGUUAUCAUAGCAUAUCAUAUAGUUGUGCAAGUGUACAAGAUACUCAAUUAUUUGGUACAGGAGUGGGUGGGCUUUCCAGGGAAUGCGAUAGAGGCAAUGCCAGUAUACUGCUGUGUGAUUGCUCUUGCUCUUUCUUAAUUCUUAUGUUUGCAUCAGUAAUUAACAGUCACUGAAGAGGCAAAGGAGGGAAGCUGUGUUAUUCCUUUUUGCGUAUAUGUGUCUGAAACCUUUUUGGCAAGUGUAGGCUUCUAUUUACCACCUUACACCACACUUAUAAAGUUGGUGUCAGUGAAGCAUUUUCUCUGAUCAGGGAAGAUUUUCAAGCAUCUUUACACUAGUUUUUCGGUUUUAGUUUUUCUUCUGAGUGCCAGAAUAGCUUCUGUUUUAUUACUCCAAAAAUACUUUUCCCCAUUUUGAAUAGCUCUUACUUUUUUAAGUAAUUCUGGUGGAAAUAUAUGUAUAUAAUUUUUAAAUGCAUGUUCGUAAAUUUUCUCUCAAAAGUGGUUUUGGCAUGGUGAUUGGGGUGAUAUUGUUGUUUUGUUGUUACUUGUGUGUCAUGGAUUCGAGCCAUGGAAAUAGUUUCUUUGUACGCGAAUUUAGAUUGCAUACAUCCAGCCUUGUCCAAACUCCACAUUUGCGUAGGCUCAUGUAUCGUAGUGCCUUGGGUUUGGCACAGUGCAUUAGUUUCAAUCCCUUACAAUUUACAGUCCAGCAUGGUCCACAGUACUUACUGAUUUUGUCUAUCUUUUGUAGGUAAUAAUAAUUGAUGAGGUCUUCAAGUUCUUCUCAAGAAAUGCCAG